Molecule: messenger RNA, 1270 nt
Organism: Centruroides sculpturatus (bark scorpion)
Lineage: Eukaryota; Metazoa; Arthropoda; Arachnida; Scorpiones; Buthidae
Product: CCAAT/enhancer-binding protein-like
Exons: 1
Coding region: 292-1122 (276 amino acids)
Biological process (GO): regulation of transcription by RNA polymerase II; DNA-templated transcription
Molecular function (GO): RNA polymerase II cis-regulatory region sequence-specific DNA binding; DNA-binding transcription factor activity, RNA polymerase II-specific
Source: RefSeq, a predicted model, not a curated record
ACGCGAAUAGGCUGAAAAGUGGUUCACCGGAGUAUUUAAAUGUUUGUGGCGGAGCAUCUACGCUUCAAUUGAUGUUUUGACGUAGAGCGUUUGUUACGGCUGCAGACGACUACGAUUGCCGAAUCGUAACGAUCCAGUCGGUUUAGUGUCCAUAAAAGUUUUCACUUACGAUUGUGUGCUUCCGGGCCGAUAGCCCGUCUCUAAACAACGGCUACCUUACAGUCAGCGAUUGGGCUGGACAAUUUUGUUCCUUCACCAUGUUAUGGAUAUCCCACUGGCGGUUCUCCACAAAUGUAUGAUAUACCCGGUGUUGAAGAAGUGAAAAACGAAUUGACUCUUAGAAACUGUAGAGAAGUUUCAACGCCUGAUUUCACAGAUCUCAGUACUCCAGAGGUGUCGUUCGAUUUGCAAAACUUUAUCAACGAGAGCGCAGCGCAAACAACUUUAGAGGACAAUUUAUUCGAUUUGUUGCCCGAAAAGCAGCGUUGUUACAAUCCCAUUCAACAGGGAUCUACUAGAGCUCCAUUCGUUGGUUUCCCCAUGCCCCAACAAUCCAUUCAAGCCAACAGAUACGGUUCCGAAGCAGGAUCACUGGUCAAGCAAGAACCAGCAGAAGGUCACAAAUUAGAACUGUCGGAUAACGGUUCCUCUCAGUCCACAUACAAUAUAUUCAACUAUUCUCAGAACGAUAACCUGAUCAACCAUCAGAUCCUGGGUACCUAUACGCCUUCUGGUUACAAUCGGCCCGGCCUUUCCGGCAUCGAAGAGGCCGCUUCUCCGUCGCAUAAUGGACAACUAAAAUCUCCUACGUCGUCCAUUGGUUCUUCGUCCUCGAAAAAUAAGAAGAAAAACAUUGAUAAGAAUUCCGACGAAUACAGAAGAAGACGGGAAAGAAAUAAUAUAGCCGUCAGGAAGAGUCGAGAAAAGGCCAAACAACGUUCACGUGAUACGGAGCGACGUGUCUCCGAUUUGGCUAAAGAAAACGAUAAUUUGAGGAAACGGGUAGACACUCUGACUAAAGAACUAGCUUUCCUCAAAUCUCUGCUAGGUAAUGCAGGAAUAUCGCCACAGAACAUCGAAUCCGAAAUCGCCAAAGCUCUCCGUCAGGAAUCUUUCCGAUGAUUUCCGACUUGUUGAAAUCGCUUAUUGUGGACCAUUUUUAUCGUUAGUUUUGUCGGUAAUUUUUUAUUUUCAUAAAUUUUGUUGUUGUAGCAUUUUGUGUCUUUACGUCAUAGUUCGUCUGUUUCAUUUUCAUGAAAAAUCGCGGUUU